AGGACUGCUGGGUCCCAUCCAUGGCUCUGACACUUGGUGUGACCCUGAGCCAGUAGCUUCCCCUCCCCAGGCCUGUUUCUCAUCCCUAAAGCCCAGGGGGGUUGGGAGGCUCCAGGAAGGUGUAUAAAGUGUCGGGAUGUCAGGAGCUGGGAGGUGCUGUCACCCUCACAUUAGGGAAGUGUUCUGCACCCCCUGCUGCUGGCUGAGUUUCUCCAUCCCUUGACAAUAAGACAGACUCUUGUUUUCACAGCUAGUCAAUCCUCAGUGUCAUCACCCUGCCCGCUGGCUGGGCAGGGUAACUCCUCAGGUCACCACCCUCUCCAGCCUGCCUUGGGCUUGCUGGCGACUCUGAACAUCCGCCAUCCAUCGCUCCAUCACCUAGAGCAAGUUCCAGGAUGGGCAGGCUCCUGAGGAUGUUCAGGUGGCUCCAGAGCCUGAGGGAAGCAGCUGCCAUCUUCCCCAGGAGCAGAGUGGCCCCUCCGUCCCCGUUGGCGGGGAAGGAGCUCCCGACCAGGCUAGGAGGUGGAAGUGCCCAGCCUUCUGGCAGAGGAAACCCACUUCCGGAGCAGGCACCGAGGUGGGAGAGGCACUGGCCAGGCCGAAAAGGAGCUGGCCCAGGAUGCGGUGAGGCAGGCAGGAUCCAGCCCAGGAGGGAAGCUGGGCAGGGUGGCUCCGGGGCUUGUUGUGUGGGAAGCACCGGCCCCAGGAGCCCAGCACUGAUUCCCAGCAGGAGGCAUCACCCUGCCCGGUCACUGAGGAUCUUCCAGCCUCCCCAGGGCAGGAGGUGGAGGAUCCCUGUCCCAGCACCAGCAGCUCAUCCCGCUCCCCAUGGGACAGCAGCAGCGCCUGGGACUCGGGCAGCAGCGAGGCCGAUGGGCGCCGCUGCUUUGUUCCAGGGAGAGGACGAGGAGGAGGAAUGGGUGGACGUGGCCACAGAGGAGGCUGCUUUCAAGAACAUCCGAGAGCAGCUCCAGGGCUGAGAAAAGGUGCAGGAUGAGGCCCAGCAGCUCAUCUUCCUGCACACCAUCCACCCCGCGUGUCUCGCUGCACAGCAGAGAGGGCAGGACACAUUGGAGCUGCAGUGCUGCAAGGCGGCUGUGGUGGAGAGGAUGGUGCACCAUAACACCUGCCCUGGAGCCAGAGCUGGAGACCCACCUCCUUCGAGCUGCCCCGCAUGCCAUCCGUCUUCACCCUGGGCACGGAGAAGGACACCACCCAAGUCCAGGAUCUGCAUAGGGUCUUGCCAGACCUCCUGGAUGCCAUGCUGGGGAACCUGCUGGCAGAGUCCCCAGACACCGACAGGCUCCACUACAUCUUGGAGAUGAGCUCGAUGAGAGGGCACAUUAACUACUGGAUCGUGUCCAGGGUGUCACGGGAGAGAGCCAGGGCCAUUAGGAGCAGCACGGCCCUGCUCAGAUCCACAAUCACCCUCCCUGAGUUUGACAACUCAGCAGAAUUCCCCAGGAUGGGUCACCGUGUGGCACAGCUGGCUCUGUUCAUCGGUGACCCAGACAAGGACCUCAGCCAGCAGACCAGGGAGGGGGUUUACCGGCUCUACCAGCUGCUGCUGCACCAGAGGGGGCUGACCAUCCAUGAGGCGAAGACCUGUGGUGCUGGGACUGGCACCAGGACAGCAGGCUCCUGGGCUACAGGAACACAGGCAGGGUGGGGGAGCAGGAGGACGUCACAGCAACAUGAUGCACCAGCUCCACAUCAUCCGGCACUUGCGCCAGGUGCCCGAGGCAUUGCAGGGGCUGUGCCUCUGAGGCCACCAGCAGCUCCCGCUCCCUGCUGCAGGCCCUGGGAUCUGGCACAGCCUCCCAGAUGGGCGGAGCCUGCAGCUGAGCCACCUCCAGGAGCAGUGGGGACAGGUCACCUCGUCCCAUCAAACCAAGCCGUGCUGGGUCUCAAAGAGGCUUAGAUGGAAGACCCCACUCCCUCAUGGAGGAAGGGGCUCCUCAGAGAAGUCCUCGAACCUGGACUCCGGAGAGCAUUUCCAGCAGGAGGCUCCUGCCCCUCGGGCAUCAGAUAGUCUAGCUCACAUGACAUCUCCGGUCUCCAGCUCCACUUGCCGCAGCAGGGCAAACAAACCCAUCAGCUCCCAGAAUGCCAACUCUCUGACCUCCUUCCACUCCACAGUGGGGUUUCUCCAGCCCCCUCACCACACCUUUCAGCCUCUGAAUGAUGAAGGGCCUGAAUGUCAGAGUCACCAGAACAAGCAAACUCCAGUUCCAGGCCUGUGUGUACUCAGCCUCUCUGGAAACCAGGUCUGAUAUGGGGAGCAAGGACCCCAGACCAGUAACAGUAGGAGUGGGCAGAGCAGGCCUGUAAUAGGGUGCUUUACCCUGGGCUGCACAAUCUGGGGCUUAGUCAAGCUGCUUACAGAAUGAGCCCUAACUGAGAGGCACCAUGUACCUCCCCCUAAAGAGCCAGACAUCAGUGGUGAUAUAGCCCAGCUGGUGUAUCAACAGGAACGAGAACAAGGUAGGAAGUUCAGUGCAGCAAGGAAAGCCUAGAGGGGAACUUGAGAAGAGAGGUAGGAAGUGCCCAGGGAAAAGUGCAGCAAAGAGAAAGGAGCAGACCUAGCUGUUGGGCACAGGACCCUGGGCUGCUACCGAUGUCAGGGUGGGACUGGGUUCCCCUACUGGCUCCAAAGAAGGGGGCGUAAAUGCUCCUGGAGAGGGUUACCAGGCCCAGCAAGAGAGCUACAGGCUAAGCAAGAGCCCCAGCAAUGGCAGAAGGACUUCUUUCUGUGGAAAGACCUCUUUGGACAUUUAGUGUGAGACAAGCUGGGCCCCAGAAGGGUGGACUAAAGGUCCUGGCCAGAGGACUGAGUUACCAGGCAGAGAAACUGCCAUGGUGCUGGAGUAACCAUGAUGGGGGACGCUAGCCCAGAGAGAGGGCUGUGAUGCCAUGCCUGGCCGCCAGGGGGACACGUAACGAUGAGUAGAUUCGUUUACGAUUGGCAUAGUCAGGAGGAUUGAAUUCCCCCUGUGAUCGGUGAGGGCUGAUGGAAGUCUUGGUGCUGAAGGAAGGUCUGUCCUCCCAAGCGGGUGUACUGAGGGACCAAGCUGGUCACUGGAUUUCCCACUUCAGUUUCAGGGACUGGUUAAGCAGCCAAAGCAGGUCUAGCGGUUUCUCCAGUAGCUCCCAGAAAACCAACAGAAGCAGAAGGAAGUGCAGGAGAAGUUACAGACACUGCAGCAGCAGCAAUACCUGUGAGAGAUCCUGCAAAGGGAAAUCAGCCCAGGGUUUGCUAUGCCCAUGGACAAAAAGAGCAGCCCAGGAGAGCAUGCCUGGGCUGUGCUGAGAGUUAGCCCAGGAGAGCAGGGCAUGAGAAAGUGUACAAGCAUGGCCUAAUGGCAAGAUGGGGACAAGAGUUCUUUGUUUUGGGUGCAGAGAAGCACAAAAGACACCGCCUGCUUAGGAAAUUGCUGAGUGGCAAUACGAGGGGCCGGGGCCCCAAGAAGGUAGAAAGAAAGGAGAAGGUGUCCUCUGACACAAACCCACAUGAGGCAGGCAACGUGGAGGUGGCAGGGAUGGCCGUGGACCUUGCAGUCCCUCCACCAACACACCCUGUUGGGUGCUGCAGGGAGGUGAAGGACAAAAUGGUUGGCACAGAGAUGAAGCAGACUGAAGUAGGGACAAACACAAGGGUGGAGCAGUCCACGGUGGGUUCUCAGACCCUGACGGAAAAGGUUUUGGCGUAUGCAGCGGCAGUAACAGAAAGACUAUAGAAGAAGCUAAAGGCUUCAGAACAGGCUCUGCAAGCAGUUGUUAAUGAGAAUGAGUGGCUGCAGGAAGAGCGAGCUGGCAGUGGAGCUGGAGACACUGUGUGCGUAGGCUGUACAAGUGCACAACCGGUGACAGCGACGAGAUGACGAGGGAUGAAGCUUGGACAAAAAUAGAACUUCCCCCUGUGUGGGCCAGGUUCUAAGGAGGAGAGUAUAUAACAGGGGGGCUUGGCCUGUGGGCUAUAAAGCCUGGAGCUAGGCCAAAUGGAUUACAGAGUGAGAUCCACCUGAGGGGAAAGCCAGGGAAAACCUCAGCAAAGGUACAGGAGCAGGCCUAGCUGUUCGGUACAGGGCUUUGGGGCAGAGCCUAGAAUCCAGGGUAGGAUUGGUUCUCCCAUGGUCUCUAAGAAAGGGGACGUAGAAGGCCAUAGAAAGAGUUACCAAGGCCAGCAAGGGCAGGCCGAGCCAAAGUCAGGCUGAGCAAGAGCCCCCAAAGGGACGGAAGACCUUGUUUCUGUUAAAGACAUUUUUGGACUUUUCGUUUGGGAUGAGCGUGACCCAGGAAGGAGUGGACUAAAAGACAGUCACCUGGCUGAAGGGCUGAGUUCCCAGCCAAAAAGCUGCCAGAAUGCCCUAGCGACUAUCGGCGGGGGUGCUUGCCCAGCAAAAAAGCUGUGACACCAGGCCUUGCCAGGAAGGGGCACCUGUCGGUGAGUGAACUCUGUUACAAGCCUGCCUCCAUUAUGGAAACAGCCCGGUAUUGGAGAGUGGUGAGGAUGGCCUAUGGGAGAGGAUGGCUGGAGGGGUCAUACAGGAAGGGCAGCAGGGUCCAGUGAUGAGAGCAGGGAAUGGGUUGUACUGCAGCCCUGCCACUGAGUGGUAACAUGAUCCUGGUCAGGUCACUCUCCCACCUGGUGUCUCACUUUCUCUAUCUUUGAAAUGGAGAUCAUCCUGACCCACAUUAAAAAAGUGUUCGAUCCUCUGUUCUUGCUUCCCAAAUCCCUGCCCUCCUUGCCCCACACAGGCCUCUGCCCUCUGUUCUCUUUUUUGACUGCCGCUGCACAUUGAGUGAAUGCUUUCAGAAAACUAUCCACAAUGACUCCAAGAUCUCUUUCUUGAGUGGUAACAGCUAAUUUAGACCCCAGCAUUUUAUACGUAGAGUUGGUUCCCAUGCAUGGGCACCAACUUAUAUGGGCUCCUGGGGCUUUAGCCCCAGGAAUAUUCACAGAC
This is a messenger RNA of Mauremys mutica (yellowpond turtle), 4964 nucleotides long. Its product is annotated as maestro heat-like repeat family member 5. Gene Ontology annotation, cellular component: cytoplasm. NCBI's taxonomy places the organism in Eukaryota, Metazoa, Chordata, Testudines, Geoemydidae. The coding region runs from base 1175 to 1921 and encodes 248 amino acids. The record is from RefSeq and is a predicted model, not a curated record. The transcript is spliced from 12 exons.